UGAGUCAUUUGUUUAUGCCCCUGUGGGUUUGACAUCACCAAGCACGUGCCCCCUCUCCUUCUUCCUUUUACCAGGUCAGACGUCAGGCAAGAUAUAAAAGAAACUGCAGCACAGCUGCCAGCAAAAGGGGACAGAUCCUGCCACCAGCAGCUACUUGUCCAACUACUGUGCUUACGAUUUGGAGAUUCUAAGGAUUUCUAUAAAGAUCCCACAAGAUUUGUGAGUCAUGGUUGCACAUGGAAGUCUCGUGUUGCCUUUGCUUGUGAUCAGUCUCAACCUCUGCAAUGCCCUCUGGAUGGACAACAGAGACAGACGGAUGCCUCCACCGGUUGUAUCAUUCCUGGACAAAAUACGAGAUUUUGGAAGAAAGACGUCAGGUGGGACAGAGAGACAAGUUGCAGAUGGUCACACGCCCACAGAGCUCAAUAAAGAAUAUCGGCCAAGGGACAAUUCCAUAAAUAGCAUGAAUACUCACAUAAGCUCCCGUCUUCAUCCUAGAGAAAAGCGUUAUAUUUCACCAAUAUCCAUACGGGGCUGCCACCUGGGCACUUGUCAGAUUCAGAACUUGGCCAGCAUGCUUCACCGCCUUGGAAACAAUGGCUACAAAGAUGACUCCAAAAGACAUACCAAUGAUCCUUUAGGAUAUGGCAGGAGACGCCGUUCACUGCUACAGAAUAAAAAGAGAACUGAUUUAUCAGGGAUAUUACUGGCCACAUAAGAAGCAUUCCGUGGGACCAUUACGCUUACUCCACAAAACCAAGAAUAAUGCAGCAUGGAAUCUAACAAUAAGUAGAGCAGAAUUUGUGGUCUUUAGGACUUCCUUUGGGGUAAAACCAAAACCCCUGACAUGGGCUCCUGGGUGGUCAUACUGCAAGCCACUAGCCUCAGAGGCAGAAGAUGAGCGUGUAGUGAAACCUUUAAUAGAAAAGAUCUUGUCAUUGAUUUACCUAGUUAUUGAAGAGCCAAGCUGUAUUCUUCAUUUCCAUGCUUUGUGAAAGUACUAUAAUAAGGAGUAUCGUAUCAAGCUGUAGUGAGAUAACCUCCUUGUAAUCUACUGUGUAACUCAGUGUGCCGACAAUAACAUCACCACAUAAUGUUUAGAAUGGAAUUAAAUGCUUUGCUUUAUGCAGAUGACAUGACUACAAUCUCUGAAAAUAAUGGGAUGCCGUGUCAAAAAAGGGGAGCAAUUGUGCACUUGGGUGUCUAAAGCAGGGCUGGUUAACCUGCAGCUCUCCAGCUGUUAUAGAACUACCCCACUAUCCCAAUCCCCAAAGUCAGGGUUACAGUUCAAGAACCAAGCUUGUGUCACCCUAUCCUUAAAAGUGGACAUGCAAGGAGGAAAAUGUAUAAAAUAAACCUAGUACAUGGUAAUGUGUUCCCCUUUAAUUCCUCUAUUUUUGAAUUGCCAUGGUCCAACUUUUCUAGCUAAGCAUUGUCAGGUGACUCAAGACUGAGUGUGAAGCCCCUGUACAGAGCAAAGUUUGGGCCUGCUCAAUUGCCCUGUCCUGAUAGGUCUGCACAGAGUCUUAAAUGUUAUCUACCAAACCACCUGGGUAGCCAACCGGGCCAAAUAUCCACUAGUUGGCCAACUUCUGCCAUGUGUUGGUUACUUCUAGAGGUCAGAAGCACAGAGGGGUUUAGUGCCCCAAAACAUUCCUUCUUCCUAAGAGAAACAUUGCAGAUAAACUACAUUACAUGAUUGCUUCUCCUCCUCCCUUACACACUCGGGGUAGUUCGGAUUGUAAAUAUGGUGUAUAAAAUAUUUAUGUAAAUAUAUGAAUACUUGUAUUUAUAGAUUUUAUAGUUAUUUGUAUAUUUAAGUUAAAUUUCUAAGUUAUAUAUUUGAGUGGGGUUACAGAAUGUACUGGAAGACAGACCAAUGUGAAGAUCUACAAGAUGUGUCCACAGAGUAAAAAGAUUUCUACAUACAAAA
This is a messenger RNA of Xenopus laevis (African clawed frog), 1933 nucleotides long. Its product is annotated as pro-adrenomedullin. The coding region runs from base 227 to 718 and encodes 163 amino acids. The record is from RefSeq and is a predicted model, not a curated record. The transcript has 4 exons. NCBI's taxonomy places the organism in Eukaryota, Metazoa, Chordata, Amphibia, Anura, Pipidae.